Vitis riparia (riverbank grape) is the source of this 1018-nucleotide messenger RNA. Its product is annotated as probable protein phosphatase 2C 55. The record is from RefSeq and is a predicted model, not a curated record. Lineage: Eukaryota; Viridiplantae; Streptophyta; Magnoliopsida; Vitales; Vitaceae. Bases 35 to 868 code for a protein of 277 amino acids. The transcript has 4 exons.
CUCAAUUGUUUUCAACCAUCUUGAAAAAAAUACAAUGGAAGACGAGGCCAUGGAGGAAAGUAUGAUGAGAAGGAUAAAACCUAUUGAGAAGGGUAUGAAAUUAUUGAGUGAAAGGAGUUUGAUCAUGGAUCUCGGAUCUUUUUACAUACCGGAUAAGAGUAAAUCAAGUACGAGGGGAGAUGAUGCCUAUUUUAUUAGUAAACAUCAUCAAACCAUUGGUUUAGCCGAUGGUGUGGCUGGUUGGGCAAAGCAGGGCAUAGAUGGGGGUGAAUAUGCUCGACAACUAAUGGAUAAUUGUGUCACCACCCUUUAUGCGGAAGAUAGAGAAAUUGUGUAUCCACAAAUGGUUUUGGAAGAAGCUUACUCUAAUACUAAUGUUGAAGGAUCAUCCACAGCAUGUAUCAUAACACUUACGGAGGAGUUUUUAAAUGUUGUUAAUGUUGGAGACAGCGGAUUCAUGUUAUUUCGAUAUGGAAAAAUGAUAUACAAGUCAUCCAUACAACAACAUUUUUUUAAUUGUCCGUGUCAAUUGGGGAAGACCUGUGAUGACCCAAGUAUAGCAGAGGAGCUUAUACUUGGGGUAAGGGCAGGAGAUGUGGUUGUGGUUGGAACGGAUGGACUGUUCGACAAUGUGUUCGUAGAUGAGAUGGAGGUGGUUAUAAGGGUUCUGCGUGAAGAAGGUUGUAUGGAGCCACAACUAUUGGCCAAGUUAUUGGCGGAGCUGGCCGAGGAAAAUUCACUGAUUAGAAGUGGUGAUUCCCCGUACACAAUAGCUGCAUUGAUGGAAGGAAAGUUUAGAAGUGGUGGCAAACCCGACGACAUCACUGUGAUAGUUGCACGCAUUGUACCACCCAUGGACAUACUCUGAUUUUAUGAUGGCGGCGAAGGCAAGCACCAAAAUGGCACAAGGGCGGUAACUAUAUAUUUCAUUCGUUCUCAUAUCAUUCCCAUUUCUCUCUUUAAAAAUUGUCUCUGUGUCAUUUCACUUUGUUCAUUUUCAUGUCCUUUGCCAUUAAGU